AGUGCAUCACACCGCUGCCUGCAGCUUUCGCUCAUCUUGACACUGAAAGCGGGUAGAAAAAGGAAUACACAUCUCAUCCUCCAGAUUGAAAGCGCGAAAAGGCGAAGGCGGGCAAAAAUGGAAUCGAAGCGUGCGCUGGUGAAGCGGUACGUCUUCGGCACCAACCAUGACGGUGAAAACUGUCUCCACUGGAUGGACGACGGCUCGCUCUUGUACCCGGUCGGCAAGACCGUCGUCCUGCAGCAGCCUCACUCCUGCCACCAGCGCUUCCUCGAGGCCGCCUACCAAAGCACUGCGAUCACCGCCGUGGCGAUGAGUGCGAACAAGAAGUUUGUUGCCAUCGCCGAAAAAGGCGAACACCCGCAGAUUCAAAUCAUCGACACCGUCACCCGGAAGCGGCGCAAGAUCUUGAGCGUGUCGGAGCUGGACAGCGACCACUACGUCGCCGUUAGUUUUAGCAGCGAUGGUCGACACCUGGUCACGCAGGGCGGUGCGCCUGGGUGGAACCUGUACUACUGGAACUGGGAGCGCUCGCAGCCGCUCGGGUCUGUCUCGGUGGCCCAGCUGUACCACUCGAGCCAGCAGGCGCAACGCGACCAGCCCGGCCCGGACGCGCGAGAGUCGGAGACGAAGCGGCAGCAGAAGCGUCCGCAGGAGGGGACAGACCUAGACGGGGCGGACCCAACAAGCCGCUCACGUUCAGGGUCGCGUGAGGCCACGAUGAUCGUCUCGAGCAUCGGCGUCUGCCCGCACGACCCACUGCUCGUCAGCGUCGCUGGCAACGGGUUCUUCCGUUUCUACCGCUACACCGAAGGUCUGCUGCAGCCGCAGCCCAGCACCGGCAUCCCACGGGAGCAGUACGAGGUCUUCUCUACCCACCUAUGGAUCACCGCCCACAACGUCGUGGCGGCCACCACGAGCGGUUACAUGCACCUCGUCCAGGACGGCCGCUUCGUCACCUCCAUGGAGCUGCCCACGAUGGGGGUGCGGCUGGACGACCGCCCGGUGAAUGCACAUGAGUCGAUGCUUCCGUCUGUGACGGCGGUGGACAUCGUGACCUGCAUCGCACCGACGCACCCGCCAGGCCCGCAGCAAGGUCCCCGUCGCAGCGGCUUCAUCGCCGCCACCAGUCGUGGAAACGUAUUCAUCUACGAGGACGUGCAGACCGUGCCGGGCCGCGGCGGCAAUAACGCCGCGGAUGUCCUACCUGCCGCCGCUGCCAAGGACGACAACAGCGGCGAUGCGGUGAGCUAUCGCUUUGUGUGUCGACUGGAGGUGCCGGUGUACGAGACGGGAGAGCAGCUGCAGACGGUGCCGCGGUCGGGCUCGCUGGUCGUCACGGAGGCCAACCAAGGGCCGGGGCAGCCAGCGAACACGGCUUCUGGCAUUAGCGGCCCUCGUCGCCCCGUCGAUGAACGAAGCGACGGCUCGUCGAAAGGCACGGGCGGCGGAGGGGUUGGCUCUGGCAAAGGACGGGUCGGGAAGUUGUUCGAGCUGCGGCACGAGGCACAGGGGAAAAAGAAGCCAGCCAUCACGAACGCGGCGGCCGGCGGUGGCGUCGGAGGCAAAGCAGCGGUUCAGCGGAAGGCGGCGGGCUCCGUGCGGGUCGACAAGGCCGACCGGUCGCGCGGCAACGCUAAGCGGGUGUCACUCAAUGGAAACAACAACGGCCAAAGCGUGUACGACGAGAGCUCGGCUGAGGCAGAGGAGCAACGCCGUCGUCGCCGCAUCACUGCCAUCGCGCUCGACCAGGCCGAGGAGCACCUGGCCGUGCUCACGGCGGCAGGCAAGCUGAACGGGCUGAACUUCCAACAGAACUGGGACAAGCGGGAGGAGAUGUUCGCCACGGCGGCGCUAGGUGGAGGCAGCGACGCUGUCAGCUCCGCCUUCGCUAAUCGCUCGGAUUUGGCAGCGGAGGCCAGUGCUGUGGUGCCGACGUUUCUGCCUGCCUCGUCCGUUCGGCAGCAGCAGCAGCAGCUGCAGGCGUCGUACCUGCCGCCGCGCGCCUCUCUUUUCGAGCCGCUCUAUCCCUUCUCGCAUAACGGGCGUGUCAACGGAAUGGAUUGCAGCGUGCGCAAGCCGCUGCUCAUCACGACGGGCAGCGACUGCAGCGUGCGGGUGUGGAAUACGCAGUCGGGCCAGCUCCUCAUUCGCCAGUUUUUUGCCACCGAGCCGGGUGCGGUGACCAUUCACCCCGACGGCUUGGUCGCCGUCGUGUGCUUCCCUGAAAAGGUGCAUGUGAUGAGUGUGCUGAGCAACGCACUGCGCGAGCGACGCAGCAUCAACUUGCGGAACGCGACGGACGUGCAGUUCGCCCUCGGCGGUCAGCUGUUCGCGAUUGUGCACAACAACCUGGUUGAUAUCUUCAACUCCAACACGUGCGAGUUGCAGGGCCAGCUGCGUGGCCACCCGCAGCGCAUCAAGGACUUCAAGUGGUGCUCCACCACGCCUUACCCCACCGACAACCGCGCCGUGACCUGCUCGGCGGAUGGCAUGAUUAUGGACUGGAACAUCGCCGAGAUGCGCAAGCAGACGGAGCACACCGACAAGCGCUUCCAGUACGUGGCGGUUGCAUCGGAUGACCGCAGUGUUUGGGCAGUGGCCGUGCCGACCUCCGCCACAGCGAUGGACGUGUCGUGGAAGGUGCUGCUUCGUGAGAUUGACCGGCAGAGCUUAGGCACGGCGGGCGUAGGCGCCGCAGCAGGGGCUGGCGGUGGUGGCGGUGGCGCCGGCACCGCUGCCUUCGCUGGCGGCAUGCAGGGCAACAGCGUCGGCGACUACGAGUUCACCGAGACGGUGCUGACGAGUCUCGCCGUGGCGCCGCAUCAGCGCGUGCUCGUCGCCGGUGCGGAGGACGGCUCCAUCAAGGCGAUUACGUUCCCGUUACAGGCGGGGAUUCAGGAAGCCCCGCUCACCGCCCACGCGCUGCCCGUCACGCGGAUUGCGCUGUCGUUUAACGAGACGACGCUCUUCACCGCCUCUGCCGAUGGCACGAUGAUGAUGUGGGAGGUGUACCCGGAGCGGGAGAAGUCGAAGACGGCGACUGCCGUGGCUGCAGGGAGCAGCACCACCACCGCCACCACCGCCGCCGCAGGAGCGGGGGCGUCGUCGCAGCAGCACCAAGACCCUUCCUCCCGCCAAGUCAUCGGCGGCGGCGAGGAGGUGCUCGUGACGCGGCAGGAGAUGGAGGAGCGCAGCAUUGAAAUCGAAAGCCUGCAGCACUACAUUGAGAAGCUCAAGACGGAUAUGGAGAGCGAGGAUAAGCGGCGCGCGCACGAGCAGGGCACCCGCACCCGCGAAAAGGCAGAGGAGCUGCAGCAGGUGGCGGUGGCCCUCGCGGCGGAGUACGACGCGCUCCACCACGCGAAGGUCGAUCAGGAGCGGACGUUUCUCGAUGUCAAGACGGAAAAGGAACGCGAGGGGGCGGGGCGGCUGGAGGACUUGGAGCUGCAGCGUCAACGCGAGGUGGACGACUUGGAGGAGGCGUGUGCGACGCUGCAGCAGACGCUGGAGGCCACCAAGACGGCCGACGCGGCAGAGGUGACGGCGCUCAAGGCGCAGCUCGCUAAGGCGCGGAGGGAGGACGAGGCGCACUACCAAGAUGUUCUGGCGCAGCGCACGGAGGCGGUCCGCCGUCUGCGCCGUCAGCUGGAGCAAAGCCGGGAAACGAAUAGACUCACGCUGCGGCAGCUGGAGUUGGACACCGACGCAGAGUCGCAGUCGGUGCAGCAGAAGCACCAACAGACGCUGCAGGGCGUGCGGGAGCGGUUUUUACACCUGAAGGGCGAGGGGGCGGUGAUGCGCAAGAACGCGACGCGCCUCGAGCGCGAGAUUGAGGUGCGGACGAACGAGCUUCAGCUGCUCGAUGGUGCGAAGGUGGCCCUGCAAGGUCAACUGGCAGCGCUGACGCAUCAGGUGGCGCAGCUGCACCAAGACAUCGACGAGCGUGAUAGCGUGACGGAGAAGAAGGAAAGGAUCAUCUACAGCCUCAAGAAGCAGAACCAGGAGUUGGAGAAGCACAAGUACGUUCUGGAUCACCAGAUCCGUGAGUUGAAGGGGCAAAUCGAGCCAAAGCAGCGCGAGAUUGCGGAGCUGAACCAGGAGACGAAGAACCAAAACGCACACUUAGAGGAGCAGCACACAAACAACAUGACGCUGCGCGAGAACACGGAGGAGCUUAAGAAGGACAUCGCAGAGCAACAGCAGAAGCUGCAGGCGCACCUCCGUGAACUGAAACGGCUUGAAACCUAUCGCUCCCGGGCGGAACGCGACAUUGGCGAGCUGUCGCAUCAACUGCAGGACCCGGCUGCGCUUGCGGCGGCCAUCACACAGCUGUACGAGGUCCACGUCGCACCACAGGACGUGGAGCAGAUCGCUCCGGCGGACCCGCAGGUAAAGCACGAACUGCAGUCGCAGUUGGAGUACCUCGCCACCUCCGUCGACGCGCUACGGCGCAAACUGAAGGCAGAUCAACAGCGCCACAAGAAGGAAGUGUCCGCGAUGAUGUCGGAGAACUUGUCGCUCAUUCGCGAAAUCCACGCCUUGCGGGCGGAGAUGGACCACCUGCGUGCGCGCGUUGCGGCAGACACCGUAUUGAAGCAGAAGCAGCAGCUUCGCAUUUCGUCCGCUGGCCGCGGAAGGCGCGGCGGCAGUCCGGGAGAGAAUCGAAGCACCGCCACCCGUCGCGCCAGUGCGGAGCGCGGGGCUGCUGAUGCGUCGCAGACGGCGGGCGUCGCGGGCACAGGGGGCAGCAGCCGCGCCGUGGGAUACCAACAAAGCGAAGUCGAAAGCAACACGACGGGCGCAGCUCGACGGCGGGCAGGCGGCGGUAGCGGUGUAGGCGGGCAGCGUCCCCCGACCCCGCCGGCGGAGAUUGAGAUGAACAGUAACGAGCUGCGCGCGCUUCGUGCGUACAUUGAGGCGCUAGAGCACACGUUGGCCGACCACGCCGCGGCCGCGGCCGCCUCCGCCGCGCCAGUGGUUCUGCCGCGAGUAGAUCCUUUUAGCCAAACCUAG
Leptomonas pyrrhocoris is the source of this 5016-nucleotide messenger RNA. RefSeq lists its product as hypothetical. Bases 118 to 5016 code for a protein of 1632 amino acids. Gene Ontology annotation, molecular function: protein binding. NCBI's taxonomy places the organism in Eukaryota, Euglenozoa, Kinetoplastea, Trypanosomatida, Trypanosomatidae. The record is from RefSeq and is a predicted model, not a curated record. The transcript has a single exon.